CUUACCCUUGCGCUCACCUCCCCCCUCUCUCUCCUCUCACAUAUAAAUUUCAUCUUCCCGGCGAUUUGUCACAAACCCAACAAACAAUCCCCCCCUCUUUCUCUCUCUUCUCAAAGCAAACCCUCACCAAUUCUCUCAUUCUCCCCCAAGCUCUUCUCUCUCUUUCCCCCUCUUUGGAAUUUAUCAGUCGCUGUUGUGUAAUGGUGAUUACCGCCUCCGUGGCGGAGUACGACAAUCGACACCGAGACAACCGGACUCCGAUGUCAUCGGUGGAGGAAGACGACAGAGACGACGAUUUCAUGCCGCCAAUGGCUUCAGAAAGAUCGAAGGACAGCCUCCCUAAUUUCUCCUCCCUCCCCUGCUUCAAUGUCAAGUGGGGCCGCCGAGUGCAGCUCCGCUGUGUCAAGGAGGAGGAUGACGGUGUUGAUCAUUACGACUUCCCUCACGCCUCUUCCUCGUCCCGCCGCUCUUCGAUGACUCGGUCCGAGUUCAAUUUGGAGCGUAAGCGGAGAUCCACUGACGACGGUGGGAUCGAAGCGAUGAGAGAGAAACUCAUGUUUGAUUUUCGCGAAGAAGUCCACCAGAUGCAAGCGGCCUUCCUUAAGAAAUCCGACGUCGUCGUUUCAGCGGAAACGGUGGUUUCUUCACCGCCGGUGGAGCCGAGGCCGUGGAAUUUGAGGACGAGGAGGGCGGUUUGUAAGGAGCCGAACAAUCUCCAUAUCUCCAGUGACCGGAAGCCUAGUUUCUCACCAGCGAAACAGUCGGAGGUUAAAUCUCCGGCAAGCAGGAACAGCGCUGAAGUUAACGGCGGCGAUUGCAGUGAACGCCCAAGAGCGAAGUUUUCCGGUUCUCUCUCCAAGCAAGAAAUCGAGGAAGAUUUUCUAGCGAUGUUGGGCACCCGGCCCGCUCGGAGGCCCAAAAAACGGCCCAAAAUUGUGCAGAGGCAAAUUGAUGGAGUUUUUCCCGGGUUUUGGUUAUCGGAGAUCACAGCUGAUAUGUACAAAGUAAACGAACAUCCUCAGGCUUGAAAUUUGAAAUAGUUGAAAUGUGGAAGAUUUGGUUGUCCAGUGCAGAUUUUUAGAGGAAGAAUAUUAAUUUCCUGCUGACAAAUUGGUAAAAAGUUGACAAGAUGAAUCGAAGAUGUUGUUUGGGUUUCAAUAUCUCUCCGCUCUACUGACCGGGAAUUCAACACAAGUUUUGAAUUUUUGUGUUUUUUGUUGUUGUUGAUGUAAGUAAAGUUUCUAUGAUUAGAUGCUAAUUCUGGGUUUACGACGUAGACAUUUAUGUGUUAUUUGUUUUAGAAUGUGAUUAAUGAAGAAAUCGAAAUUGGAUUGAUGA
Messenger RNA from Spinacia oleracea (spinach), 1338 nucleotides. RefSeq lists its product as uncharacterized. Bases 201 to 1028 code for a protein of 275 amino acids. The record is from RefSeq and is a predicted model, not a curated record. The transcript has 3 exons. NCBI's taxonomy places the organism in Eukaryota, Viridiplantae, Streptophyta, Magnoliopsida, Caryophyllales, Amaranthaceae.